GGGACUUGGCGGAGGCGCCCCGCCCCCUUCUCACUCUCCUCCGGGUAGGCGUGGCGUGCGGCAGCACCCUUCUUCUGUACCCCUGGCCCCUGGGUCUGUCGGCUUCAUCCCGCGCGCAGGCGUGUGACUCCACGCGCGGGUCCCGGAAGAGGGCUCGUGCCCUGCGGUUUCUGUUCCAGCGUGGCGACCGUCGCCGCGGUGGCGGCCACUGCAUCUCGUCCCACUUCCACGGCAUCACUGGGCCCUGAGCCCAUGACGGGCCAGGGCCAGUCGGCGUCCGGGUCGUCGGCGUGGAGCACAGUUUUCCGCCACGUCCGGUACGAGAAUCUGGUGGCGGGCGUGAGCGGCGGAGUCCUUUCCAACCUCGCGCUGCACCCGCUGGAUCUCGUGAAGAUCCGCUUUGCCGUGAGUGAUGGAUUGGAACUGAGACCGAAAUAUAAAGGAGUUUUGCAUUGCCUGACCACCAUUUGGAAACUUGAUGGACUACGGGGACUUUACCAAGGAGUAACCCCAAAUGUGUGGGGUGCAGGCUUAUCCUGGGGACUCUACUUUUUCUUUUACAAUGCCAUCAAAUCAUAUAAGACAGAAGGAAGAGCUGAAAGGUUAGAGGCAACAGAAUAUCUCAUCUCAGCUGCUGAAGCUGGAGCCAUGACCCUCUGCAUUACCAACCCAUUAUGGGUAACAAAAACUCGCCUUAUGUUACAGUACGAUGGUGUUGUUAAUGCCUCACAGCGGCAAUAUAAAGGAAUGUUUGAUACACUUUUGAAAAUAUAUAAGUAUGAAGGUGUGCGUGGAUUGUAUAAGGGGUUUAUUCCUGGGCUGUUUGGAACAUCACAUGGUGCCCUUCAGUUUAUGGCAUAUGAAUUGUUGAAAUUGAAAUACAACCAACAUACCAAUAGAUUACCAGAAGCACAGUUGAGCACAGUAGAAUAUAUAACAGUUGCAGCAUUAUCCAAAAUAUUUGCUGUGGCAGCAACAUACCCAUAUCAAGUUGUAAGAGCUCGUCUGCAGGAUCAACACAUGUUUUACAAUGGUGUAGUGGAUGUAAUCACAAAGACAUGGAGGAAAGAAGGCAUCGGUGGAUUUUACAAAGGAAUUGCCCCCAAUUUGAUUAGAGUGACUCCAGCCUGCUGUAUUACCUUUGUGGUAUAUGAAAAUGUCUCACAUUUUUUACUUGGCCUUAGAGAAAAGAAAAAGUAAAAGAAGAUAAUUACAGUACAUCUGCCCAAGGCAGCCAUGUGCUACUUUGUAUUUGAGACAUGAAACUCAGAAGAAUACUGCACAGCAACAUGGCUCGUAAUUGAACUCGGUCUAUAAUCAUUAGAAGUCACAGAACUGCUAAGCCUUCACAAUGUUUUUCUGCUUUUGCUUUCCCCAUACAUAUGGGACUUGGCUUCCCUUACCUGAAAUGGUUGCCAGCAACACAACAGUAAAACUGACACCAAAUGGAGAGUUUCACAGAUUUUCUCCAUUUCAUUGUCCAAGUAGAAGCUAAGUUGCAGCAUUUGCUGAAUGGAUUUGAAUACUGCUCCUUUUCUGAACUGGUUUGUCUGUAUUGGCUUUAAAAUCAACCUCUGUGCAAUAGCAAAAAAAUGGCUUCUUAAAAGAUGUCAUUGCUGUUUCAAGAGUUUGCUGGGAAAGUUGCUGCCCAAAUCCUGACCAUUUUUGAAACGGGAAAGUUUGG
This is a messenger RNA of Kogia breviceps (pygmy sperm whale), 1684 nucleotides long. It is a transcript of the gene SLC25A32, whose product is annotated as solute carrier family 25 member 32. Lineage: Eukaryota; Metazoa; Chordata; Mammalia; Artiodactyla; Physeteridae. The record is from RefSeq and is a predicted model, not a curated record. Gene Ontology annotation, cellular component: mitochondrion. Gene Ontology annotation, molecular function: folic acid transmembrane transporter activity; FAD transmembrane transporter activity. Gene Ontology annotation, biological process: folate import into mitochondrion; nucleotide transport.